Messenger RNA from Mizuhopecten yessoensis (Yesso scallop), 3296 nucleotides. Its product is annotated as GA-binding protein subunit beta-1-like. The coding region runs from base 102 to 1529 and encodes 475 amino acids. The transcript has 12 exons. Lineage: Eukaryota; Metazoa; Mollusca; Bivalvia; Pectinida; Pectinidae. Gene Ontology annotation, biological process: positive regulation of transcription by RNA polymerase II. Gene Ontology annotation, molecular function: protein binding; transcription cis-regulatory region binding. The record is from RefSeq and is a predicted model, not a curated record. Gene Ontology annotation, cellular component: nucleus.
UCCGGACUACUUGUUUUAUUUCCAACUUCCGGAUGUCUUGGCUUUCAAACGGAGUUUCGUCCUAAAAUCAUAUUCAAACGGGUAAGCCUAUGUAGCGCUUGAUGCAGGCUGUGAAGCAGAUAAAGCAAGUUCUGGCACAGGAAGUCAACAUCGUUUUACCCAAACGUGAAGGCUUCAAGAACACAUCUGGAAUGUCAUUGGUCGAUCUUGGCAAACGUCUGCUGGAUGCAGCCAAGCGUGGCGAGACAGAGGAAGUUCGCACUCUCAUGUCCAAUGGGGCGCCCUUCACCACUGACUGGCUUGGUACGUCACCGCUCCACUUCGCCACACAGUUCGGCCACAUAGAGACGGCAGAGAUACUCCUGAGGGCAGGCAUCAGUCGAGACGCGCGGACAAAGGUGGACCGUACUCCGCUGCAUGUGGCCGCUCAGGAAGGUCAUGUGGACAUCGUGGAGCUCCUCAUCCAGCAUGCUGCCGACAUCGAUGCCAAAGACAUGUUAAAGAUGACACCAUUACACUGGGCGACAGAGAAAGGCCACCUUGGUGUGAUUGAGUCACUUGUCAGACAUGGGGCCGAUACGAGUUGUGACAACAAGUUUGACAAAACCCCACUUGAUAUUGCUGUCUCCAAUGGGCGAUCGGACAUAGCACAGAUGUUACAGUUAGCACAGCAUACAGAAAUACAGGGUCUAGAGGAAGGAGAAUCGGUCACCAUAGAAACAACAGAGGUUGAGGCGGACGCCAUAGAAACAGUUACCGUGACAACGUCUGACUCAUUGCAGACAGAAGUUGGGCACAAAGAUGUCCUCCCUGUGAAUCUCUAUCACAAUAUCGCCAAAACCACCAAAGAACCCAAGAGUUCAGACAACUCUUCUGUCCUGGCAACAUUAGCAGCACUGGCAGAAGCCACAGCGCCGGGAACAACCUCACAAGGUGUGAAUAGUAAUGACGCCCUGAGUUGGCUGGAGAGUCAGGGUAUCACCAUGAUCACUACAUCUGAGGGAGGAAUGAUCACCUCUGCUGUGGAGAGCGGACAAACAAUCACACUCACAGAGGCUGGGAAGAUUGCUUUGAAUCUAAUCAAACAACAAGGUCUCCAGGAAGCUGAAUCAACAGAAAUAAUAGAAGAGGAAACUGUAGGGCUGGAAACAGAACAACAGAAAGUUAUAACCAUAGUAGCUGGUCACGACCAAUCAGAGCUGACUGCUGAGGAGACGACGGUGCUAGAGGAGAUUACAGGUGGAGGAGCAGGGGACGCAACUCUUACUGUCGACACCACAGAGGAGCCCCCAGCUAAACGUCAGCGGACGGACGAGGGGGAGGGGGACUCGGCAUCGGUUGACAUACAGAAACUCCUGGAGAACAAAGAGAGUCUGGAGAGCCUAGAUAAGGACGCUCUACGUAAACAACUGGAGGAGAUCCAGAAACAGGCGGAGAACUACAAACAGCAGCUCAAACAGAAGGAGGAAGAGGCGGAGGAAUACAAGAAAAAACUCAACCAAUUCGGAACCACCAAGGAGACACCUUGAAGCAGGGAUAUUGACAGGAGAGCGUUGUUCUUAACUUGUAAAGGGACAUCAUCCAUAUCUCAUGUCGUUGUGCUGAUGAGGACAGUCCUGCCCAUGUGUUGUGAUAUUUCUGUAGUUUGGAAUCUCACUCAAGAGAACUGUGGAGGAAAAUCAAGUUUCCAGGUGUACUCAAAUUUACCUCAAACAAUAUGAGCGACUAAUAACUUGAAUAUAUAAGUUUUGUUAAAUUGAGCGACAGAUGACUUAAAUGGGUUAACAACUUGAGGGACAGAUGAGUUAGAUAACUUGACAGGGAGGUGGUGAUUCUUGAAAGAGAUUCCAGCUACUAAUACCAGACUAAUGAGUGUGUUACCAAUAGUCUAAGGGGAGAUAACUGGACAUCAAUCAGUGAUCGGGGCUGUUGUAUUAAAAAAUCCAGUGAGUAAGGCCCCUUUUGCAUAUGCGGUUCAACCGGUUGAAACAGUUGAACCUGAAAGAAAACAACAGGCGCAGAUCUGAACCGAGGCUGACCUCGGGAGUAUUCAGCAUGUGUAGACUGAGGGGUACAGAUGUGCCUGACCGAAACUAAAAUGCUGACUAUUGCUAGAUUGCAUUAUUUCUUUUUAAAACAAGGUCAAUCCACAUGUGGAUUUUAAGAUACAUUAUAUGAUUAAGUGGACGCGUUAAAGAAGAAUAUGAUAUUCUCAAUAUAUUGUUAUUUAUUUACCAUAACUGUAUUUUUAGCUCUGUCUAUAGUUCGGGCCAAGUUUGUUCGUUUAUCAUGGAAUAUUUCUGUGCCACCUGAACCGUUUCAACUGGGAUACGCAAACGCGAACUUACGUAGAAAUAGUCAAAGGGGAGAUAACUUGAUGUAGCUCAUGAUUAGGAGUAAUGGGAGGGGAUAUUCAAAGGGGAGAUAACUUGACGUAGCUCAUGAUUAGGAGUAAUGGGAGGGGAUAGUCAAAGGGGAGAUAACUUGACGUAGCUCAUGGUUAGGAGUAAUGGGAGGGGAUAGUCAAAGGGGAGACAACUUGACGUAGCUCAUGAUUAGGAGUGAUUGGAGGGGAUAGUCAAAGGGGAGAUAACUUGACGUAGCUCAUGAUUAGGAGUAAUGGGAGGGGAUAUUCAAAGGGGAGAUAACUUGACGUAGCUCAUGGUUAGGAGUAAUGGGAGGGGAUAGUCAAAGGGGAGACAACUUAACGUAGCUCAUGAUUAGGAGUGAUUGGAGGGGAUAGUCAAUGGGGAGAUAACUUGACGUAGCUCAUGAUUAGGAGUAAUGGGAGGGGGGAGUUAGAAGGUUACUGAUAGUUUAUGUUUAUAUUGGUUAACGACAUCAUUGUUACCAAAGGAAAUCUUACAGUAUGUGUUUAUACGUAACACGGUGGGCGAGUCAUGUGAACAUUUGAUAGGCAAGCUAUCAAAACUUUAAGCGUAAUAGAAAGUGUUGUCAGAAAUAUUAAGGAGAAUGAAUCUUUGGAUGAAAGCAGGCAAAUAUAACCUGUAUGGUGAUCAACGGAGAUAAUUUGGUGUGAAGUAGUAUUGGUGUAAAAGUUUGUGUUUCUGUGUGUGAAUAGAGGAACAAAUGUGUGAAAGAAAAAGUGGAGAGGAGUGUUGUGUCCAGUGUCCGGACGUGUGAGAAGGAGAGACAGAAUGUAUAAAUGUAUGUAUCAGGAAAUUAUGCAGAAAAUUACAAGUUAUGAUAGUACAUUUCUAAACAUGAUUAUAAUAAUAAUAAUUUGAGGUUCUUAUAUACCGCUUUAUCACAACCCAGUUCGUAGGUCAUCUCAA